GUAUUUAAGUCGAAAAAUAACGUUUAUGCCAGAUUGUUUGGCCGAAUUUUACCAUGAAGCUGCUUCCAGUUUUUGUGCUUGUGGUGUUGUGGGUUGGGUCCAGUUCCAGUCCCGUCAAGACUGAGGGCGGAAUUGUGUCGACUCUCAGCAGCAGUGCGCGAUACGUUGGCAAGAAGUUGCAUAUUAUCAAAAAACGCCAACUGGGGCAAGUUGACUCAGAAAGCAAAGAGCUGAAGACCAAUGAGUUGGAGUUGGAAGGUGGUUCAGAGCAUCAGAACCAGCCCAACGAAACUGAGAUCAGCAACAGAACCAAGAGAGCGCAAGGCUCAGAUGAUCCCCGCUAUAUUCUGGUUCAUGAUGUGCCACCCUGCAAGAAACGAAGAUCCGCCGAAGAUUACGAACAACCAUUGCCAGCCUGUAGCACGCCAGGCGGAAAAAACAUCACCAUUAUCAUCCAGAAUUCCAUGGAGGCAGCCGAGAAGCAUCGAUUGACCAGAGGUGCGGAAACUGCUGAAGGAAAUGGAAACAUCAGUCCAAGUGAAAAUGCAGCUGCGGAAGAAACAGCCAAAACUGAUCAAGUCGCAGACUUGAAGCUUUCUGAUCCGGAAAGAGAGCAAGAUAGGCCAAGAUCAGCAGAAGAAGUGAACAAUUUAAGAGAAGCAGAACAACCUGCUGCAGGGCGGAAACUGUUGUGGACACUGGACGAUGAAGAACCAUUGCCAGAAGCUCCGCCUUUCUUGGAUAGCAUGUGGACACUGGACGAUGAAGGACCAUUGGCAAAAGCUUUGCCUUUCUUGGAUAGCAGCCCUCAAACUGAUCCACAACCCUUCAACUUUUUGCAUGCAAGUGGAGCAAUUGAUAAAUCCCUGAGUGAUCAGCAGCAGCACUUCAAAGCAGACCAAAAACAGGACAAAAAUGCUGAAGUUGUAGUGGAUAGAAUCAGCCUAGUUGCUUCACACGCUUUUUGCGUUUGCGUAGUUACGAACACGAAAUGUAGUCCUUACGUCAAUGGGUUUCGUGCUUGGGAGCAAUCGGACACCGUAAAUUGCACCCGAGCAUGCUCGAAACUGGCCGACUGUUGCUGUGAAGUGAACCGAGCGGAGCCGAUCAAGAGCACCGACAAUGACGUCAGUGCGUCAGAACGUGCCAAGCAUCUGGAUCAAACAUUGUAUUUGGAAGUUGCCUGGAUCAUCAUUCUCAUGUUAAACAUCCUAGUGGGCAUAAACACGAUUGUGAUUGGUUACGUGUGCUGGAAAGGACCCAAUAAGAAGAAGAGCGUGUUCUUGGUGCAUGGCUAUGCCAAUACUCCACCUGCAAGAGCUUAGAGGUUUUUUUAGUUAAUUUGUUUUAGUAGUUUUUGUUAGAUUUAUUCAAGUUGCUUUUUUAUUGAAAAAUAAAUGUCUAAUUUUAGUUAGAAAAAAUUGAUCUUUUCCGAUUAAGGUUCUUAAAGCAGUGAUUGUAUAGUUGAACUGUAAAA
Messenger RNA from Dendroctonus ponderosae (mountain pine beetle), 1477 nucleotides. RefSeq lists its product as uncharacterized. Lineage: Eukaryota; Metazoa; Arthropoda; Insecta; Coleoptera; Curculionidae. The coding region runs from base 54 to 1325 and encodes 423 amino acids. The transcript is spliced from 4 exons. The record is from RefSeq and is a predicted model, not a curated record.